AUAAAAUUGCAAUAAUGACUGAAGUGAGGAAAGACGAUGUUGUAAAAAUUGUUCAUACCUAUCCAUUUUGCAGAAAAUGUGAUAUGUCUGAUGAAAUGAAACAAGAGGCGAUGGAAUUGUGUGUAACUGCAGCAGAGAAAUAUGCAGAUAAUUAUGAGAGCGUGUCUCGAAUGAUCAAGGAAACAAUGGAUAAGAAAUUUGGAGCGUCGUGGCAUACUGUCGUUGGAGAAGGCUAUGGCUUUGAGAUAACUUAUCAAUUGAAGCAUCUUUUAUAUAUGUAUUGUGCUGGCAAUUUGGCAAUAUGCAUAUGGAAAUCUGCAUAAUACAUUUUUUAUAUAAUAUAUUUAAUUGUGUGUGUGUGUGUGUGUGUGUGUGUGUG
Messenger RNA from Pogonomyrmex barbatus (red harvester ant), 379 nucleotides. Its product is annotated as dynein axonemal light chain 4. Gene Ontology annotation, biological process: microtubule-based process. Gene Ontology annotation, cellular component: dynein complex. The record is from RefSeq and is a predicted model, not a curated record. Lineage: Eukaryota; Metazoa; Arthropoda; Insecta; Hymenoptera; Formicidae.